Messenger RNA from Erythranthe guttata (spotted monkey flower), 3448 nucleotides. RefSeq names its product putative LRR receptor-like serine/threonine-protein kinase At1g56140. Gene Ontology annotation, cellular component: plasma membrane. The record is from RefSeq and is a predicted model, not a curated record. Gene Ontology annotation, molecular function: ATP binding; protein kinase activity; protein binding. Lineage: Eukaryota; Viridiplantae; Streptophyta; Magnoliopsida; Lamiales; Phrymaceae. Gene Ontology annotation, biological process: protein phosphorylation.
AACAGUGUGAUUGAACGACUGCUUCAAUGGCGACAACCAUUUACUAAAAAUACAAAUGAAAGUUGAUUCUAUCACCUAUUUUUUUUUUGUUUACUAAUAUACAUAUAUAUAUAUAUAUAUAUACCCCCUCUCUCUCUCUCUCUCUCUAAUUUCCUCUGUUUGGUUGAAUUUUUCACUCUCGUAUAUAAUCAAUGAUGAAGGCGGCGCCGCCGCGUAGACUGCAGAUUUUAGAGAUUUUCUUGGUAUUAUCCGCCGGAGUUUAUGGGUUGUCUCUAGCUCAGCCGCAGAGAAAUGCCACCACCCCCGUCACAGAUCCUUCUGAAGCAAGAGCUAUAAACGCAAUAUUCGCGCGAUGGCGGAUUAAGGCCGGGAAUGGAUGGAACAUAAGCGGAGAAUUAUGCAGCGGAAUCGCAAGCGAUGACGUCACCACCCUCGACUUUAGUCCUGGAAUCAAAUGCGAUUGCUCUUACAACAAUAGGACCACUUGCCAUGUCAUUUCUUUAAGGGUAUAUUCGAUGUCGGAUUGGGAUUCAUCGUCCAACGUUGUCGGUCAGCUCCCGCGCGAGCUCUGGAGUUUGACUUAUCUCACUUCUUUAAACUUGGCUCAAAAUUAUUUAACAGGUCCCUUGCCUUCAUCCGUUGGCAACCUAACUCGAAUGCAGUAUCUGAGCAUCAGCAUCAACGCGUUGUCGGGGGAGCUUCCCAACGAACUCGGCAAGUUAACUGAUUUAAGAUCACUGGCUGUUAGUACCAACAACUUCUCCGGUAGCUUACCACCCGAGAUUGGAAACUGUACAAGGCUAGAACAACUUUGGAUCGAUAGCUCUGGGGUUAGUGGUGCAAUUCCUUCGACAUUCGCUAGGCUACAGAAUAUGCAGAUUGUAUUUGCUUCAGACAAUGCGCUCACAGGCCGGAUACCCGACUUCAUUGGCAGUUGGUCACAGUUAACUGCCUUAAGAUUCGAAGGAACGUCACUACAGGGGCCGAUACCAUCGAUGUUUUCCAAUUUAACGGCUUUGACUGAUCUGAGAAUAACUGAUUUAUCUAACGGGAGCUCCCCACUAGACUUUCUCACAAAUAUGAAGUCUUUGACAACGUUAGUUUUGAGGAAUAACAACAUUUCCGGCUCUGUCCCUUCAAACCUCGACGGAUAUCCAAGUUUAUCUUUACUGGAUUUGAGCUUCAACAACUUCACCGGACAAAUUCCUGAUUCCCUUUUCAACUCGAGUUCCCUCGUUCACUUGUUUCUCGGCAACAAUAAAUUGACCGGUUCUCUGCCAUCACAAAAGACUUCACUCCUUCAGUUUAUAGAUUUGUCGUACAACGAAUUAUCCGGAAGCUUCCCUUCUUGGACUGACCAGCAAAAUCUUCAACUUAAUUUGGUCGCUAACAAUUUCACGAUCGAAGAUUCGAAUUCAAGUGUUCUUGCAUCAGGAUUGAAUUGCCUUCAACGAAACUUCCCUUGCAACAGACGAAAUCCCCUGUAUUCGAGCUUCGCGGUGAAAUGUGGUGGCCCACAAAUGAGAUCUGCUACCGGAAUCGUGCACGAGGCAGAUAACGGCACUCUCGGACCGUCAGCAUAUUACGUGACGAAAGAACGAAGAUGGGCCGUUAGUAAUAGCGGUCUCCCAUCUGGUAGCAGAAAUCCAGAAUAUACGAAUAAUUUCUUGACGUACAUUCCGAACACAAGAGAUCCGGAGCUUUUCCAAACCGCACGUGUUUCCGCUGGUUCGUUGAGAUAUUACGGAUUAGCCCUCGAGAAUGGUGGCUACAAUGUCACCCUCCAAUUCGUCGAGAAUAAAAUCGAAGAUCCCACUUCUUGGAAGAGCCACGGAAGGCGCGUCUUCGAUAUAUACAUUCAGGGAAAUUUGGCGGAGAAAGAUUUCGACAUACGAAAAGAGGCCGGAGCUUCACUAAGAGCGGUGGUGAAGGAUUUCACCGCACGUGUGACGGAAAAUCAUCUCGAAAUCCAUUUGUUUUGGGCGGGAAAAGGGACUUGUUGCGUGCCAGCCCAAGGUACAUACGGGCCUUCGAUUUCAGCCAUAAGUGUCACACCUGGAGAUUUCGUCCCGACAGUAAGUAACAACCCUCCAAACGAACCUGCCGGUAAGAAGAAUAGGACCGGCAUGAUCGUGGGGGUUGUUGUUUCUAUCGGAGCUGUAAUCUUCCUCUCGUUGUUUGCUGUUUAUUAUUCGAUCCAGAAACGAAAAAGGCAGAAGAAAUACGAAGACGAAGAGCUGUCGGGGGUCGAAACUAGACCGUACACUUACAGUUACGCGGAACUUCGAUCGGCGACCGAUGACUUUAGUACUGCUAACAAGCUUGGAGAGGGAGGAUUCGGACCUGUUUACAAGGGAAGACUGGAGGAUGGAAGAGAAGUUGCGGUGAAGAAAUUAUCGGUAGCAUCACGUCAAGGCAAAAACCAGUUUGUGGCGGAGAUUAUAACAAUAUCGAGUGUGUUGCAUCGUAACCUCGUAAAAUUGUACGGGUGUUGCAUCGAGGGAGACAAACGUUUGCUCGUUUACGAGUAUCUCGAAAAUAAGAGUCUGGAUCAAGCGUUGUUCGGAAGAAUUAAGAGUCCCCGGCUCGACUGGCCCACGCGUUUCGAUAUAUGCUUAGGAGUGGCAAGAGGGCUAGCUUAUCUACAUGAGGAAUCUCGGCUUAGAAUCGUGCAUAGAGAUGUGAAGGCGAGCAAUAUUUUACUCGACUCGAAAUUUAAUCCGAAGAUUUCCGAUUUCGGGUUGGCCAAAUUGUACAACGACAGAGACACGCAUAUAAGCACACGCGUCGCCGGAACAAUCGGGUAUCUUGCGCCGGAAUAUGCUAUGAGGGGUCACCUUACGGAGAAAGUCGACGUGUUCGGGUUUGGAGUCGUAGCUCUAGAAAUUAUUAGUGGAAGAGCAAACGCCGACUCAAGUCUCGAUCAAGAUAGGAUCUACCUACUUGAAUGGGCUUGGGAUUGUCAUGAAAAGAAGAGGGAAAUUGAGGUGGUGGACGAAAAUUUAUCAGAAUUCGACGAGGAAGAAGUACGAAGGAUGAUCGGAGUAGCGCUCUUGUGUAGCCAAACAUCCCCCGGGGCCCGCCCAUCCAUGUCCCGUGUGGUGGCGAUGAUUGCCGGAGAUGCUGUGGUCCCCACUGUGGUUUCCAAGCCUGGAUAUUUGACCGAAUGGAACUUCAGCGAUACGACGAGCACUAGUUUCGCUAUGGACACGAGUGGCAAUGCAUCGUCGUCGUUGACCACAACUUUGACCGCCGGUACCCCUCCAAAUUACGACUCUCCGAUUUGUGCUUCCGAGCCCAUGAUUCGUGGCGUUGGACAAGAAGGAAGAUGAAAAAAAUUGUUGGUUCUUGAGAUCAAAUUCUAUAUACUACUCCUUUUUUAAGUGUUAGACCCUCAUUUUUAUGUGAUUUUGUUGAAUUAUAUCGUAUUAUAUAUCAACUUUUGAAA